AUGGCGGCCUAUGGAGCUCUGAUUUCUCUUAUGCAUUUAAUAGAUACCCUUGAGAAACAUCCUUCUCCUCCCAUUUAUAUCGACAUAACACAAGUUGAAUCUCUCACUCAAAAUGUUACCUUCUUGCUCGAGUUUCUUGAUGGUUAUAUUUCACCAGUUGUUCUUGAUGGCCAUGAAGCUGAUCCAUUGGAGCGUCGCAUUGCUGAUGCAGUUUAUGCAGCUGAGGAUGUUAUUGAAUCCCAGAUUGUGGAUCACAUUCACAGAGGAUCCAGAAUCGUUGAAGGUCAUGACUUCUUUCAUGAUCUACAAAAGGUGAUAGAAGAAAUGAACCUGAUCAGAGGAGAGACGGAGAAUAUUGCAGUCAAAGCUCAGAUGCAGCAAAAGCCCAUUGUUGCCUUGACGUCUUCUUUAACUGUGAAGGAAAAUGUGAUGGUGGGCUUGGAGGAAGUGUUUCUUGAAGUUUUGGAUAAGCUCACUGGGAAUCAACUCAACCGCCAAAUCAUCCCCAUUGUGGGAAUGGGCGGCAUUGGUAAGACCACCCUUGCCAUAAAUCUAUUUGAGAAUGCACUUGUUAAGGAACAUUUUGAUAUUCGUGCUUGGACAACAAUAUCUCAAACUUAUAAUGUUAGAGAAACUCUUGGAGAAGUUCUUUUUCAAGUAAGUGGAAAGUCGAGUGAUCUGAGUGAGGACCGAUUAGGAGAAAAGUUAUCCAAGCAUUUGUCAGGUAGGAGGUAUCUCAUUAUAAUGGAUGAUAUGUGGAGUAUAGAUGUGUGGAACAAGAUCAAAUUUUUCUAUCCUAAUGACAAUAAUGGGAGUCGAAUUAUUGUAACAACUAGGCUGUCAAACUUGUGUUUUCAGUUGAAUGAGUCAUAUAGAGUUGGUGUAAAAUUUCUAGAUGAGACUAGUGGUUGGGAUUUGUUUUGUAAGACUGUGUUUGGGAAAGAAAGUUGUCCUCUUGAAUUGGAGAACAUGGGAAAGAAUAUUGUAGCGAAUUGUAAGGGGCUUCCUUUAUCAAUUACUACAAUAGGAGGUCUUUUGUCAAAAUCUGAGAGGACAAAAGAAUAUUGGGAGCGUAUAGAGCAGAAUUUAAAUUCAAUUGUUAUUAACAAUAAUGAUGAAUUUUGCUUGAAAAUAUUGAGGAUGAGCUAUAUCUAUCUGCCAAACUAUUUGAAACCAUGUUUUUUGUACAUGGGUGGUUUUGAGGAAGAUCGUAGUAUCCGUGUGUCAAUGCUAGAGAAGUUAUGGGUAUCUGAAGGAUUUUUAAAACCAAGGAGUGGGAAAUGUUUGGAAACAAUAGCACAAGAGUAUUUUAAGGAGUUGGUUGAUAGAAAUCUCAUUUUAGUUCAUAAGUUAGGCUCUAUUGGACAUGUCAAGUUUUGUAAAAUUCAUGAUUUGUUGAGAGAUUUGUGUUUGAAAGAAGUUGAAAAGGAAAGGUUUUAUCAUGUGGCCAAUAAUAGCGAACGUCGGGUUGUUUUUCCACGUAAAAAUGCAAGGUUGCAAACAAACGAAGUCUUAGGAUAUUCGUCCCAUGUUCGUUCCAUGAUAUGUGAUAAUAAUCGUAUAUGGUGGAUUGGAGAAGUUCAAUGGCCUCACAAUCUUAGAUUGUUGAGGACACUCCAUGGGGGUGGGGUUUGUUUGCUAGAUAAUGUGUUUGAAUUGGUAAACUCACGGUACCUUGCGGUUCACCUUCAUGAGAAUUCCAAAUUCCCUACUUCGAUUGCUCUGCUUUGGAAUCUAUACACUUUGAUUAUUAGUUACUCGAAUUGUCUUAUUAUCCCGAUUGAAUUUUGGAAAUUGCAUCAACUUCGGCACCUCAUAUUCGAUUGUUCGUCCUUCGGAUUGAUUCUCCCGAAUCCUCCCAGUGGCGACAAUGAAAUUGUUGUCAUGGAGAAUCUGCAAACACUCAAAGGAGUGAAGAAUUUGAUUUUGAACGAGGAGGUGAUUAAAAGAAUUCCCAAUGUGAAGAAAUUGCUUUUAGGAUAUGGUAAGAAACAAAUGGAAGGAGAAAACUGUCUCGGGUAUCUUCAGUGUUUUAGUAAAUUGGAAAAUUUCCACUGUAAUUCCAGAAAUGAGAGUGAUGAAUAUUUUCAGAGGAUUAAGUUCCCAAACUCCCUCAAGAAGUUGUUUAUUAUUGCCUCUUCUGAUAUGGUGUUGGAAGACAUAAUGCCAAAAAUCGGGUCAUUGCCUCUUCUCGAGAAGUUUGUACUAUUACACGGUAUCUUCGAAACAGGCAAGUGGGAAACAAUUGAAGGCCAAUUUCCAAGCCUCAAGUUUCUGAGAUUGGAGUUUUGUGGUGGCCUAAAAGAUUGGAUUGUGUCAGACAACUCUCACUUUCCACUUCUCCAGAAGCUUCGUCUUAAUUCUUUCGAUCAACUGAAGGAGAUCCCAUCAGAAGUGGGAGAAAUAGCAACGUUGAAAUCAAUUGAAUUGGUUUAUUGCAGUGAAUCGGUGGUGAGGUCAGCUAAAAAGAUAGUAGAGGAACAAGAGGAUCUAUAUGGAGACCAACUAGACCUUCAUGUUCAAGCGAGAGUUUGGAAGCAUCAAGAAGAACUGAAGAGCUUGGCAAGUGCCAACUUUGAAGUUGAAAUCACCUCUAUGAGGUACUAG
Salvia hispanica is the source of this 2607-nucleotide messenger RNA. The record is from RefSeq and is a predicted model, not a curated record. NCBI's taxonomy places the organism in Eukaryota, Viridiplantae, Streptophyta, Magnoliopsida, Lamiales, Lamiaceae.